Homarus americanus (American lobster) is the source of this 672-nucleotide messenger RNA. RefSeq lists its product as uncharacterized. The transcript has a single exon. Lineage: Eukaryota; Metazoa; Arthropoda; Malacostraca; Decapoda; Nephropidae. The record is from RefSeq and is a predicted model, not a curated record. Bases 1 to 672 code for a protein of 223 amino acids.
AUGACAGAACUUGCAACCGAACAUACAACCAGAACAUACCGGUCAGAACAUACCAGCCAGAACAUACCAGUCAGAAAAUACCAGCCAGAACAUACCAGCCAGAACAUACCAGCUAGAACAUACCAGUCGGAACUUACCAGCCAGAACAUACAAGCCAGAACCUACCAGCCAGAACGUGCCAGACAGAACAUACCAGCCAGAACAUACCAGUCAGAAAAUACCAGCCAGAACAUACCAGUCAGAACAUACAAGACGGAACAUACCAGUCAGAACAUCCCAGUCAGAACAUACCAGACAGAACAUGCCAGCCAGAACAUACCAGCCAGAACACCAGCAGAACAUGCAGUCAGAACAUACCAGCCAGAACAUACCAGUCAGAAAAUACCAGCCGGAAUAUACCAGUCAGAACAUACCAGCCAGAAGAUACCAGCCAGAACAUACCAGUUAGAACAUACCAGCCAGAACAUACCAGCCAGAACAGACCAGCCAGAACAUACCGGCCAGAAGAUACCAGCCAGAAGAUACCAGCCAGAACAUGCCAGUGAGAACAUACCUGUUACAACAUACCAACCAGAAGAUACCAGCCAGAACAUGCCAUUCAGAACAUACCAGUUACAACAUACCAACGAGAACAUACCAGCCAAAACAUACCAGUUACAACAUACCAACUAG